AGCAGAAUUUUAUGAAAUCAUCAUUCACAUGGCUCUAGAUUUGCGCAUAGCCAUAUGCUUCAUUUUGAUUGCGAGUUUCGUAAUUGGAAGUCAAGCUUCCAAUGCUAGAUAUUUCCCUCAAGAGAUAUCUACUUCCUCAAGCCAGGAUCAACCAGACGGUUAUCGUAGACAUUGGUGUUGUAAUUGGUGGAUAGGUUGGUGUUGUCACUUGUCACCCACCCGACUCCCAUAGUUGAUCGAUAGUAUGAAAAAUUAUUAGAAGGUUAUAAAUGUUACUCUACUCAUUAUGUUUUGCUGCUACUUCCAACAGGAAUAAUUAGUUUGAGUUGUGUUAUGUUGCUCAAAGGAAUGUAAUAAAAUUGAUUAAUAUUUUUGAAGAUAUUUUUGUUGGAUUCAAUUUUGAAAUUUGGAUAUUAUACCACUGUUCAAUCCUCGU
Molecule: messenger RNA, 436 nt
Organism: Linum tenue
Lineage: Eukaryota; Viridiplantae; Streptophyta; Magnoliopsida; Malpighiales; Linaceae
Source: the annotation of a GenBank genome assembly